AUGAAUGAGGGUGAUGUUCAAUUUGGAUACGGGCCUGCUUUCUAUAGGCUCUUGAUGCCGUUCUUCCAAUUGCCGUCAUUGCGUGGAUUUUCGGCCAACAAUCUCAUUGACCCAAGCUACCUAGUCGACGCGGAGAACAAUGAGCCCACGGGCUUCUCAACCAUCACGGACAUUGAUCUGCGCGAAAGCUGCGCAAAUGAUGGGAUGCAUACGCUUAUAUCCUCGUGUACAGCUCUCAAGUCUUUCAAAUAUCAGCACUCGGAUUUGCCCCUUGAAUCCAUAGGGUAUCGACCAGAUAGGCUUUACCAUGCCUUAAGCCGGCACAAAGAAACCCUGGAGGUAUUAUGGUUAGAUCACCAUGGAACGCAUUACUCUUACACUGCGGGUGGAUUGAACCAAACCCGCGAAUCAUGGAUCGGGUCUUUAGCAGAUUUUACUGCCCUUCAGGAACUCCGUAUUCCAUUGCACAAUCUCCUUGACAUCCAACAUAAAAGCUCCCCGACCACGCCCCUCUUUGAUUGUCUUCCUCCGUCGCUGGAAUCACUAUACAUAGAAGGCUGCAAAGAGCAUCAGUUCUCCAUGUUGGUCUUACAGCUCGAUGCGGUGUUUAUGAAUGGUGAUAUUCGAUUUCCCAACCUCCAACGUGUGGAAGUUGAAGGGAACUUUCUGGAUGCCUCACUUUAUUCGGGAAAGAUUGACCCUUCGACACCGGAAACACCCGGGCCAGCUGUUAGUAGCCACAUUCUGCUAGCUGCCAAAACACUGCAGAGGGGCUGUGACGCAGCUGGUGUCGACCUACACAUUUAUCAUCACGAUGGACCUCAACAUCAGAUCAUCUCGAGGGAGAGUUGA
Penicillium longicatenatum is the source of this 852-nucleotide messenger RNA. RefSeq lists its product as uncharacterized. The transcript has a single exon. NCBI's taxonomy places the organism in Eukaryota, Fungi, Ascomycota, Eurotiomycetes, Eurotiales, Aspergillaceae. The record is from RefSeq and is a predicted model, not a curated record. Bases 1 to 852 code for a protein of 283 amino acids.